This is a messenger RNA of Beta vulgaris subsp. vulgaris (sugar beet), 2393 nucleotides long. Its product is annotated as NADH-ubiquinone oxidoreductase chain 1. The coding region runs from base 1801 to 2127 and encodes 108 amino acids. NCBI's taxonomy places the organism in Eukaryota, Viridiplantae, Streptophyta, Magnoliopsida, Caryophyllales, Amaranthaceae. Gene Ontology annotation, biological process: aerobic respiration. The record is from RefSeq and is a predicted model, not a curated record. Gene Ontology annotation, cellular component: membrane. Gene Ontology annotation, molecular function: NADH dehydrogenase activity. The transcript has a single exon.
GAAUGCCGUGUCGUCCAGCGGAGCCUAGAAGAAGGUGACUCGCGCAGACAGCUGACUCCUUUUCAAUAGAAAAGAAUAACCAACCCAGCUGGCUGGUCAAUCUCAGAGAUCUUAUCGGCCGGCAAACCGGAGACGGACGACCACGGUCCCGACCUUACCAGCACCGAAGGUGUACUAAUCAAUGAACUUUCGAAACCUACUUUUUCUUUCUUUUCUGACAAAAUCAACCAAGCUUAAGCGGUCACGACAACAUCCAAAGGUUACCUUUGGAUUCUAAAGAUUUAGCUUCUUAUGAUGACCUGGUCGAGAGAGUACAAUACAUUGGUGUAAAAGAUUGAGUGGGAUCUGUGAGGUUGGUUAUAGUAAGGCCCGGCUGUCAAGCUAAAGCUUGCCUCUAUAGUGGGGGGGCAGUCUCCCUUUCUAGAUGGAGGGUAUAGCCCUAAUCUUCGGCCCGGGGUUUCUGUUGAGGGCAACGAAAAGCGAAGCUCUAGACUGGUAGGUGGUAGGUAUAUAUUCCAUUUUCUGCUUAAGGUUGCUUUGAGAGGAAGUUUUGAGGAAAGAGAGAACUUUCAAACAUCAGAAUAGUCUCUUUUUCCUCGUCCUAUCGAAGAAGUCUUCCUUUCUUAUCUUAGGAGUUAAGCGAUGAGUUGGGUAAGCUUCUUAAGGGUAUGGCUUCUCCGGGGCGACUAAGGACACACCCAACCAAACGAUCGGUAAAACGGGUCUCCUUUGGUACAAUCUCCUCUUCCGGGUCUAUCCCGUACGCUUGUUUUCAAAAAGUAGAGUAAAAAAGCAUUCUAUGAACGAAUUCCUUCAUAGAUAGAGUAGAUAGAAAUAGACCUUCUUUAAAGCGGAGAAAGAUCAGUCCAUUAUUUCGAACUAAAUCACAUACACAUAUAUAUAAUAUAAGGGGGUAAGGCUUGAGUCUACUUUCGAUUAAAGUUUCGAUCGAGUAGAAAGAAGACUCACUACUCAAUUCGAAGGCGAAGCCCCUUGCUGCCUUUACAAAGAUUUUCUUUCCCUUUUUUGCUUCUUUUGUUUGAAUAUGCUUAACACACUUUCUGGUCGUCCCUCCAGCACACGGGGAUCGGCCCUACGCACCGGGGACGAAGCAUAGAGGUUACUUUAGCCUGUUGUACUGGAGUGCUUCAUCGUCAAAAGAACAACAAUGGGUUGUAGCAUUUUAUAUUGAUUUGUCUAGAGGAUGUAAAAGAGGGCUUUCUCGUCUAAAGGCAGGGGUGAGCUUUCUCACUAUAGAAUUCGCACUACGAACGAAAGACCAACGAGGAUUCAGGAGGAGAAGGAGUAGGAGCUAGCUUUCAUUGAAGUAGAGGCACGAAGUAGCGAAGAAUUUCGAUUAAAAGAAAGGGAAAAGUGUGAAGAACUCAAAUUAAAAAUCCUUUCCAUCCCACGAAUCCAAAACUCAUUUUUGAAAGCCGAGGUUACCUCCGGUAACCACGCCACUGAUUUCUCCAACGAAAGCAAUCGACAUGAUGAUUCCUAGCGAAAACUCGCGAAAAGGAAUCAAGCCGGAAGCUUCGAUUGAAGAGAUUCAAUCUUGCACCAUCUUCCACUUUUAUCGAGAUCCGGAGUUUUUCGAGAAAAGGUCCCAUCCUUCAAUAUCAUGAUUGGGUCAACCAGGCCAGAUCAUGAGUCAAAUAUCAUGAUCGGGUCGACCAGGCCAGAUCAUGAGUGAAUAGAAAAUCGAAAACGUACAUAGCUGUUCCAGCUGAAAUACUUGGAAUAAUUCUACCACUUCUACUAGGAGUAGCCUUUUUAGUGCUAGCUGAACGUAAAGUAAUGGCUUUUGUGCAACGUCGAAAGGGUCCUGAUGUAGUGGGAUCGUUCGGAUUGUUACAACCUCUAGCAGAUGGUUCGAAAUUGAUUCUAAAAGAACCUAUUUCACCAAGUAGUGCUAAUUUCUCCCUUUUUAGAAUGGCUCCAGUCACUACAUUUAUGCUAAGUCUGGUUGCUCGGGCCGUUGUACCUUUUGAUUAUGGUAUGGUAUUGUCAGAUCCGAACAUAGGGCUACUUUAUUUGUUUGCCAUAUCUUCGCUAGGUGUUUAUGGAAUUAUUAUAGCAGGUUGGUCUAGUAAUUAUAGGGGGCGGCCGUUCGGUCGCCUAUGAUACUAGGACCAAUAGGUAAAAAAUAGCUUUGUGCCGCAGGUGUUGAACGAUCUACUCUACACAGGUGUGGGCUUACAGGGCUAGGGCUCAUAAACCUUUUCUUUCAUUCAUCAAUAGGGCUCUGCUUGCUUACUUUUCCGGGCCGGAAUCCAGAAAUUGAAGUCAUAAAAAAGAGAUCUUUCUCUUCGCACCUCAGAUCAAGAGGAAGGGCUAUAGUAUAGUAGGCGAGCGAGUUAGCGAAGACGCUUAGACUAAUAGAUAAGAGA